Messenger RNA from Pistacia vera, 1730 nucleotides. RefSeq names its product cytochrome P450 714C2-like. NCBI's taxonomy places the organism in Eukaryota, Viridiplantae, Streptophyta, Magnoliopsida, Sapindales, Anacardiaceae. The coding region runs from base 75 to 1610 and encodes 511 amino acids. The transcript has 5 exons. The record is from RefSeq and is a predicted model, not a curated record. Gene Ontology annotation, molecular function: heme binding; monooxygenase activity; iron ion binding.
CUGAGUAAACAAACAAACAACUCAAUCUGCUUCUCUUGCAGCUCGUCGAUCUGUAAGAGAGAGAAAUAGUAGGCAUGGAGUUUGAUGGGUUUUAUUUGUUAGGUUGGGUUGGUGUGAUUGGUUUCGUUUUGAUACGCUUAUAUUAUGGAUUGGUAUUGAAACCAGAGAGACUUGGAGCAAAGAUGAGAAAACAGGGCAUCAUCGGUCCACCACCAACUUUGCUUCUUGGAAAUAUUAGGGAGCUCAAGAAAUCUCAAUCCAUUCUUCUUAAUACUUCAUCAUCCAUCUCCCACAACAUUGCUCCUGUUAUCUUUCCCUUUUUUGAGCAAUGGAUUAAGCAAUAUGGUAAAGUGUUUAUGUUUUCAUUGGGAAACAUAAACAUAUUAUGUGUUGCCGAAGGUGAUGUAGUGAAAGAGAUAAGCACUUGCACAUCUUUAGAUUUGGGGAAGCCUUCAUAUCAGCAGAAGGAGCGUGGUCCUCUUCUUGGUAAGGGCAUUUUAACUUCAAGUGGACAUGUAUGGCUUCAUCAAAGAAAACUCCUUGCUCCUCAUUUAUAUAUGGACAAGGUUAAGGGGAUGAUGAAUCUAAUUUCUGACUCAACCAUCAAUCUAUUAAACUCAUGGAAAACCAUUAUUGAGACAGAGGGAGGAAUAGCCGACAUUAAAAUUGACGAUUACGUGAGAAAUUUCUCUAAAGAUGUUAUCUCAAGAGCUUGUUUUGGAAGUUAUUAUUCCAGAGGAGAUGAAAUUUUUCAGAAAUUGAGAUCUCUUCAGGAGAAUAUGUCCAGGAAAAGUCUAUCCAAAGGGGUUCCAGGCAUGAGGCAUCUUCCCACAAAGAGUAACAGAGAUGCAUGGGCAUUAGAGAAGGAAAUCCGCAAUUUAAUUCUGCAGGUAACGAAGGAGAGGGAGGUGGAAAGUACAAAUCAUGAACGGCAAGACCUAUUAAAGAUAAUUACUGAAGGUGCUAAAAAUAUGAAACUCGGCCAAGAGGCAAGUCGCCAAUUUAUAGUUGAUAACUGCAAGAAUAUAUACAUGGCUGGGUACGAGACUACAGCAGUUUCUGCCACAUGGUGUCUCAUGCUUUUAGCCUUACAUCAAGAAUGGCAAGAUCGUGUCCGUGCAGAAGUUCUUCAAGUUUGUGAGGGUCGAAUUCCAGAUUCUGAUAUGCUUCGUAAGAUGAAGCAGCUUAACAUGGUAAUUCAUGAAGCACUGCGUCUAUAUCCUCCGGUGGUGGUAGUGUCAAGAGAAGCCUUAAAAGACAUGAGAUUUGGAAACAUUGAUAUUCCCAAAGGUAUAAACAUUUGGACACUGGUGUUGACAUUGCAUACAGAUCCUGAAAUAUGGGGAGCAGAUGCCUACGAAUUUAAACCAGAUAGAUUUGUUAAUGGGAUAACAGGUGCUUGCAAGCUUCCACACGUAUAUAUGCCAUUUGGGGUUGGGCCUCGAGUGUGUCUUGGACAGAACUUGGCCAUAGUUGAACUUAAAAUGCUAGUAGCUCUCAUUUUGUCCAACUUCUCUUUCUCUAUUUCUCCUAAAUACACACACUCGCCUGCUAUUAGGUUGGUUAUAGGGCCACAACAUGGACUUCAUCUCUUGGUGAGGAACUUGUGAAAAAAAUGUAUAACGCCAAUGUUCUCAUCUCAAGUGUUAUGUACUAUAUACGAGUGUGUUGUAGUAUUUACUCUUUGAGUUGUAAUAUAUUUAAUCUAGUUGUAGUUUUAUUUGGUAUUA